Molecule: messenger RNA, 3570 nt
Organism: Colossoma macropomum (tambaqui)
Lineage: Eukaryota; Metazoa; Chordata; Actinopteri; Characiformes; Serrasalmidae
Gene: ago4
Product: argonaute RISC component 4
Exons: 18
Coding region: 153-2792 (879 amino acids)
Molecular function (GO): protein binding; RNA binding
Source: RefSeq, a predicted model, not a curated record
AACGCAGCGCAGCCCGAGCUCGAUCCCUGGACAAGCUACGCAUCCUUCCAUUUCUUAAAUUAGCCACCUUAAGCUUCGAGAUACCGCCCCCAAUUUCAGUGUCGGUACGGAGCCGCCGGGCCGGGACAGAGACGGAGAGAGAGCCCUCGGCCAUGGAAGCGCUCGGACCCGGCCCGCCUGCUCCUACCUCCCUUUUUCAUCCUCCACGCCGGCCUGGCUUUGGCUCGGUGGGGAAGCCGAUUCGCCUGCUGGCCAAUCACUUCCAGGUGCAAAUCCCCAAAAUCGAUGUCUACCACUAUGACAUUGAAAUCAAGCCAGAGAAACGACCUCGAAGGGUUAACAGAGAGGUGGUGGACACAAUGGUGAGACACUUCAAGAUGCAGAUCUUUGGGGAUCGGCAACCUGGAUAUGAUGGCAAGAGGAACAUGUACACGGCUCAGCCACUGCCCAUCGGGAGAGACAGGGUGGAUCUGGAGGUGACCCUGCCUGGUGAGGGGAAGGACCAGACCUUUAAGGUGUCUCUGCAGUGGGUGUCAGUGGUCAGCCUGCAGAUGCUCCUGGAAGCUCUGUCUGGUCACCUGAAUGAGGUUCCUGAGGACUCCGUCCAGGCCCUGGAUGUUAUUACACGCCAUCUUCCCUCCAUGAGGUACACUCCUGUCGGCCGCUCUUUCUUCUCUCCUCCUGAAGGUUACUACCACCCGUUGGGAGGAGGGAGGGAGGUGUGGUUUGGGUUCCAUCAAUCUGUCCGUCCAGCCAUGUGGAACAUGAUGCUCAACAUCGAUGUUUCAGCCACUGCAUUCUAUCGUGCCCAGCCAGUGAUUGAGUUCAUGUGUGAGGUUUUAGACAUCCAAAACAUCAAUGAGCAGACCAAACCCCUGACAGAUUCUCAACGUGUCAAGUUCACCAAGGAGAUCCGAGGACUGAAAGUGGAGGUCACACACUGUGGUCAGAUGAAGAGGAAGUACCGUGUGUGCAAUGUCACGCGCCGCCCAGCCAGCCACCAGACAUUUCCCUUGCAGCUAGAAAAUGGACAGGCCAUGGAAUGCACUGUAGCCCAAUAUUUCAAACAGAAGUACAGUCUGCAGCUCAAAUAUCCCCACCUGCCCUGCCUUCAGGUGGGGCAGGAACAAAAGCACACAUACCUACCCUUGGAGGUUUGUAACAUUGUGGCAGGCCAGCGCUGCAUAAAGAAGCUGACUGACAACCAGACCUCCACCAUGAUCAAAGCCACCGCUCGCUCAGCUCCAGACCGCCAGGAGGAGAUCAGCAGGCUGGUCAAAAGCAACAGCAUGGUAGGCGGGCCUGACCCCUACCUCAAAGAGUUUGGCAUCGUGGUGCACAAUGAUAUGACGGAGGUGAUGGGGCGGGUCCUCCCAGCGCCCAUGCUGCAGUAUGGGGGCCGGGUGAGUACAGACACUGGGAGGGACUGUGGCAGGGGACUCUCUCCCCAGAACAAGACGGUGGCUACGCCCAACCAGGGCGUGUGGGACAUGAGGGGGAAGCAGUUCUAUGCAGGCAUCGAAAUCAAGGUGUGGGCCGUGGCCUGCUUUGCCCCUCAGAAACAGUGCCGUGAGGACUUACUCAAGAGCUUCACAGACCAGUUGAGGAAAAUCUCUAAGGAUGCAGGCAUGCCAAUCCAGGGCCAGCCCUGCUUCUGCAAGUAUGCCCAAGGAGCUGACAGUGUUGAGCCCAUGUUCAAGCACCUUAAAAUGUCUUACGUUGGUCUGCAACUCAUUGUGGUCAUCCUGCCUGGAAAAACACCUGUCUAUGCGGAGGUGAAGCGUGUUGGGGACACUCUGCUGGGCAUGGCUACCCAGUGUGUGCAGGUGAAGAAUGUGGUGAAGACCUCCCCACAGACGCUCUCCAAUCUCUGCCUCAAGAUUAACGCCAAGCUGGGUGGCAUCAAUAAUGUCCUGGUGCCCCAUCAGAGGCCCUCUGUAUUCCAGCAGCCAGUGAUCUUCCUUGGCGCUGAUGUUACUCACCCACCAGCAGGAGAUGGGAAGAAGCCAUCCAUUGCAGCGGUGGUGGGCAGCAUGGACGGCCACCCCAGCCGAUACUGUGCCACGGUGCGAGUGCAGACCUCACGCCAGGACCUGUCCCAGGAGCAGCUCUACAGUCAGGAAGUCAUACAGGACCUCACCAACAUGGUGCGCGAGCUGCUCAUCCAGUUCUACAAGUCUACCCGCUUCAAACCCACGCGCAUCAUCUACUACCGUGGAGGUGUGUCGGAGGGGCAAAUGAAACAGGUUGCAUGGCCGGAGCUGAUAGCCAUCAGGAAAGCAUGUAUCAGUCUGGAGGAGGACUACAGGCCAGGGAUCACCUACAUUGUAGUGCAGAAACGCCACCACACUCGACUCUUCUGCUCUGACAAAGCCGAGAGAGUUGGGAAGAGCGGUAAUGUUCCAGCAGGCACUACAGUGGACAGUACUAUCACCCAUCCCUCAGAGUUUGACUUCUACCUGUGCAGCCAUGCUGGUAUCCAGGGCACCAGUCGUCCUUCACACUACCAUGUGCUUUGGGACGACAACUGCUUCACUGCGGACGAGCUACAAUUGCUCACCUAUCAGCUGUGCCACACAUACGUGCGCUGCACACGCUCAGUUUCCAUCCCUGCGCCGGCCUACUAUGCCCGGCUUGUUGCCUUCCGUGCCCGUUACCACUUAGUGGACAAAGACCAUGACAGUGCGGAGGGCAGUCACGUAUCAGGCCAGAGUAACGGUCGGGACCCUCAGGCCCUGGCUAAGGCCGUCCAGAUUCACUAUGACACCCAGCACACCAUGUACUUCGCCUGACUACUUCAACCAGCAGGAGAUGCACUUCAACGCUCCCUCUUCAGUCUUCAGUCUAUCUCCUAUCUCUUUCUGUCUUGCUUUCUCUCUCUCUGUCUCUUUUUCUUCUCUCUCUGUCUAUCGUGUCUUCAUCAACACCAAAGCGGUUCCAAAGCCAGCGGGCCGACCACAAGUCCAGUUCUACCGGUCAGCCUCAGAGGAACCGCCCACCAGCAAUCCUGCACUGAGAGACCGCUGGUCUCCAAGGCACAGAGAAAAAAUUGAGCCAUUUUGAAUUUGUUUUUCAGUUUUGAAUGUCUUUUUUCCUUUUAUUAUUUGUAAUAUACACUGAGUGUGAGCGAACCUGCGCCAUUUCGUCAGGACAGCUCUGGCUCUCUCAGCUAAGCUGGACUCUGUCUACCUUUACCUCAAGCCAAUAUUGGCUGAAACUUGUCACAUUGUCUUUUUGGGUGGGAUGGGGCUUGCAUGAUUUGAGAAUGGUUGGGUUUUUUGUUUUGUUUUGUUUUUUUUGUUUGGUUUUUUUUUUGGUUUUUUUUUCUCUUUCUGUCCUUUUUACAGUCGUAUUUUAACUCUCUCCGCUCAGUCUUUUACAAACGAGGUGACCUGGGUAUCCAUACCCAUUACUCUUCUCCCAUUUUGCAGAGAAGUGUGUAAGUGUGUAAGUGUGUAAGUGUGUAAGUGUGUAAGUGUGUAAGUGUGUAAGUGUGUAAGUACAAGUUUCAUGGCAGGCCACUGAAUUGUAAAGGGAAAUCAAGGAGUUAACUGCUGUAAAUGCCUCAGU